Caenorhabditis angaria is the source of this 2647-nucleotide messenger RNA. NCBI's taxonomy places the organism in Eukaryota, Metazoa, Nematoda, Chromadorea, Rhabditida, Rhabditidae. The record is from the annotation of a GenBank genome assembly.
AUGCUAACGGCAACCAUAAGCCAUAUCGCUAUAACAAAAAUGUAUAACUUGAGUAGUCAGUUUAUUUGAGAAUAUUUGACAACCCCAUAGAAUUUUAAUCUAUCAAGAUUCAGGAACAGCCGCUAAAAAAGCCGUUGCAUAUUUUUUGGUUAUUGAAAAAUUUGUGGUUUCACAACACUGUCCAAGUUUAGUUUUUCACUUGGUCAAAUAGUGAAGUUUGACGGGAACAGGAGCUUCUUCUUUUUCAAUUUGAGGCACAUACAAAAAUGAAUCCGUAUAUAUUAACAAAAAAGGGUCAGUUCUUGAAUUUUCGUUUUGCCAAACGUCUGUGUCAUCAGAAAAAUCGUCUCAAAAAUCUUUGUUCGUGAUUUCAUUAAAGAGUCAGAUAGGUUUCCUAACAGGAAUUCAGAGCAAACUGUUCAUCAAAAGAAUACUGAGCGCGAAGCCGCAACAACCCAGAAGGAGGAGCCGGCGAUAGCCGGCGGAGUCCUUCUGGUACAAUAUAUAUUAUUUUGAAUAUUGUACGUCUCCUUCCUCUCAUUUUCCUCUCACUAAUUCCCUCUUCAUUUCCCACACUCUCUCAUCUAUCGCGUCUCCCACUACUCUUCAUGUUUUCAUAAACAGUUUUGUUUAUAGUCUUCUUAACAUUUUUUCCUAUUUUCUUCCGUUUUUCGCGCGUAGAUUAGGUUUAGAUUUUAUACUUAACGCCAUCUGAUGUUCAGGUCGAAACGGCUUUACCGCGUAAUUUUAUUCAAUUAGUUUAUCUUUCUUUUCUUGAUUGAACAAGACUAAUGUUGAAAAUUAUAAAAAUUGGGGCCUUAACUCUGAAAAAUCGUUGAACUUUUUGGUUUGAAGAUAGGUUGUAGAUCUUAAAACUAUCGGCUCAAAAGAACAUUAUACAUAUAACUCAUAUUUUCACGAUUCUUUUUUAAUUUCCAAAAAACGGCUAUUUUUAAGGUCUGGAACAGCAGUUUUAGGUGCAUGCUUUGAUAGUUUCUAUUUUCAAAGGGUGUUUUGGGUAAAUAAUACAGAUUUUUCAAAAAUAUUCUCAUUUAGUUCAAAAAAUAUAAUUUUUUUCAGAUAGAUUCAAAUUUGAGCCUAAAAGUUUAUAUUACUUUUAUGUUUUUAAUCAUUCACAAAUAGAGAUACAAAAAUUAGUCAAACCCUAUAAUUAUGGUCUAUUUUUGUCAUUUAGUUAGCUCCCGUGUAACUUGAUCAUUUGAAUGAAUUUUUGUACUUAUCGAAUUUAUCUUCUUAUUACAGUUUAAACCAUCAACCAGUGCAGCAAAUCUAAUCGUUCACCACAACAAGCUUGAUAAUGGUGAGUUUUUUUUGUCUAAUUUUCCCCCACAGGCUUUUGAUUCUCGAUACUGGUUAAUUCUAUCAUGUGAUGUGAGAGUUGCACUUUAAGAGGUGAGUGUACUUUAAGGAACACAAAAACAUAUAGCUUGAAAUAGGCGUGGCUUUACUGAACUAAUAAAAAAAAACGAACGGCGAACAUUUGACUCGAGACAUUUUCAAGUCUGGCGUUUUCUGCCAGUGUUUCUCAUAGAGGAUGUAAUAUUAAGAGCACUGACUUUCAAGCUUUCUAGGUAUCCCAAUAUUGUGUCAAUGGGGUCACAUGAAAUGUCAAAAUGAAAAGCGUGUCAAAAGCUUCUAGCUAAUACUAAAUUUUCCCCCAAAAAAAUUACGUGAUGGUCCGAAAAAUUCGUUGAAAAGUAGAUGAAUAAUUCGAAGAAACAGCGAUAAGCAGAAAAGGGUAGAUAGACUUUAGAAAAGGACUUGCGGUUGCCAUAGAAAAAGAAGGGAGAAAAGCCGAGCAUGCUCUUCAGCAAAUCGAUAUGUUAAACCGAGAUAAUAUUUAGAAGAGAGAGUUGUUUUUUUGGAAAAAAACAUAUAGACAGAUUGGUGAUUAAGAAAAAAUAAGUACAGCUUUCGAAUUGGAAAUGAUGUGAUAGAAUGGGGCUUGUGGAAAAAAUUGCUUGACGUUCAAAGUCACUGUGAAAAGAAAAAAUGUAAAAGACGUUCUAUUUCACACUAGAAAAAUAUGAGAAGAAACCAAAGUUCGGAACAAAGCCAUUGGAAAAAUAAAAAAAACACUACAGGUUUUACCAUUUACAAGGAAUGAUCCAUUUAGUGAUUUGAGCUAGGACUAAGCGGAAAGCGGUCCAUAAACAAAAGUAGGAAAAAUUCUUAGUAUUUGAUUUUUGAUUGAAAGAUCAAAUUUGUGGUUCUGAUGUGAGUUAUCCAGGAUCAAAAACUUGGUUUGAAACUAAAACUAAAGUAACCGUCCAAUUUUUGUUUCUGUUGCUUGAGUUCAAACAAAAAUUGCUCUCAUUGAACAAGGAAAAUUUGUAGGAACUACAUAGAGAAGUUCUUGAUAGUUACAAGAUUUGAGAAACUUUUAGAAAUUCAAGCGUAUUUUUAUUCUACAAAAAAUUAAAGCCACGUUCCUAUUCUAAUAAUUGCACAAUCCAUUCAAAAUACUUUCAAAUUUUUUUCAGAUCAGCCAUCGUCGCCGUCACAAAAAAAACUUGUUGUUUUCGUUGCCGUCACAAAAACCAUCGUCGCCAUCACAACAAUUCGCUAUUUUAUUGUUCAUGGUGAGUAUUUUCUAUGUUUAACAGGUCUCGAUAUGCGAAUGUAA